AUGAGCGAUACAACUGCCUCAAAGCGCAAGCGGGCUCGACUAGCCUGUGAACCUUGUCGAGAGCGAAAAAGGAAAUGUAAUGGCGAAUCUCCCUGCUCGACGUGCACCAGCUGGGGCUAUGAGUGUCACUAUCAGGCUCCGCGACGCGUGAGAGGCAAACCCGCCGACCGGGGAAGCAGCAUCCACGACCAGAAUGAACCCAUCCUCGAAUCGAGUCCCCGACAGGUGGGCCGCUUCACGGAGACCCUCGAGGCCAAUUCGGGAGCGGCCUUUGUGAGAAAAAUAGGCCUCAAGGUUGACCCAGCCAACGCACCCAAAUUGAACCUCUUUGGCUGGAAUGUGGGUAGGCGCAAGUCCCCCACCGGACUCGCCCCGGUCGCGGCCUUUCCUAUUGUCGAGAUCCUCUCGUUGAUGCAGAUGAGAACUCUGGCCAAUGUCUAUUUUGCCAAGAUAGAUCCCUGCUAUGGAUUUAUUGAUUCGAAUGAUUUCUUCCGCCGCAUGGACAGCCGCUGGCAGCCCAACGCGGUGGCGAGUACAUAUGACGGCGUUCUGGCUGGGGUCGCCGCUCUGGGAUGCCUCUUCUCAGGGACCAACAUCAACAUCACCGAGUCUCACCUGGUCGAACUGGCGCGCUCGAUCUCCGAGACUCAUAUCGGCAGUGUCCGUCCCUCACUACACCUGGUGACUAUAUGGACCCUGCGUGUGGUUUACCUGCGCAUGACUGCCCCGCCGUAUCCAUCCUGGGUGGCAAGCUCGACCUUGAUGCAUUUGAUUGAAGCUUCCAAGCUUCAUCAGUUGUCGGCCAAUGACGACCGUGAUAUCGAUACCCGACGGAGACUCAUUGGUGUCGCUCAACAUUUGAAUCUCUGGAUCUCCUAUGAUCUGGGCCUUUCCCGAGUUCCACUGGGUGACACGCUCGGACUGCCAUCAGCGCGACCUGGCGAUGUCACCACAGAGCUCCUCGGUCUUCUACCUGUAACCGCCAGCCUGGGUCCGGAGAACCAACGUCCGGAUCAAGAAAUUGAAGAGCUACUAUAUCAGACGUUGGACCGCACUCACACCAAGCCACCCUCUCUUCUUUGCCAAUGCAAUCUGGUCCUUUGUCUUCUCCGUCGCCUCCGGUUGACUAACCUCACGGCAUCGCCGACCACAAUGACCAAAGUCCUCGAUCUACUCAGACGCAGUCUAAGCGCAGCACGUGAAAUGGUGGCCGAGUGCUCUCCAUGGCACCAUGUGCCCAAUGUGCCGUUUCAGAUGAUCAGUAUCAUUCUCGAGAUGGACACCAGCCCCGCACUCGAGCUACUGCCGGAAGCCAUGCAGACGUUGAGAGUGGUGGCCUCUACCUAUGACACGGAGACCAUGAGAGAAGCGUACAAUACAGCGUGUUUGCUGAUCCUUCUUUAUGAACGGCGUAGACGCGUGGACACUAGACUGUUGAGUACAGUACUGCAAGAAUAUCAGCAGUCACCUGCCACAGAGUCGCCUCUUCAACAAAUGCCAACCUCUGAUGAGGUUUCCUGGCUAGAAGGGCUGGUGGCUGAUGUACCGACCUUGCAGGGUCUGGACUUCAGCCAGUUUUUGCAGCCGGACAUGCUUCGAAUGUCUCCCGAUGCUUCUGCCUGGGGAAACAAGUCUGGAUGA
Aspergillus niger is the source of this 1641-nucleotide messenger RNA. RefSeq lists its product as uncharacterized. Bases 1 to 1641 code for a protein of 546 amino acids. The record is from RefSeq and is a predicted model, not a curated record. Gene Ontology annotation, biological process: DNA-templated transcription; response to xenobiotic stimulus; regulation of DNA-templated transcription. Gene Ontology annotation, molecular function: DNA-binding transcription factor activity, RNA polymerase II-specific; DNA binding; zinc ion binding. The transcript has a single exon. NCBI's taxonomy places the organism in Eukaryota, Fungi, Ascomycota, Eurotiomycetes, Eurotiales, Aspergillaceae.